AGCGGGAGGCGGAGGAUGUGGGCUCCGGCGGCGGCGGCGGCGGCGCAGGCCCGGGAGGACGCGGGAGGAUGAGGAGGAGGCCGGCGGUCCGGCCGCGCGGCGCCGGGAGGAGGCGCAGGCGGCGGGGGCGGCGGCGGGCGGCGGCGGGCGCGCGGGGUGCGGGCCGGCUCGGGCGCGGAGGAUGAAGUGGAGCGUCCGCGGGGCCUGCGCCGCGCUCUCCUCCUGCCUCCUGCUCGCCUGUGCGCUCAGCGCCGCCGCCGUCGGCCUCAAGUGCUUCUCGCUGGGCUCGGAGCUGCGCGGGGAGCCGUUCCGGCUGGGGGCGGCCGCCGGCGCCUUCUACUCGGGGCUGCUGCUGGCCGCCGGCCUCUCGCUGCUCGGCGCCGCCCUGCUCUGUUGCGGGCCCCGGGAAGCGCCGCUCGCGGGGCCGGGGCCGGGCCCGGGGCUCGGGGUCCCCGCGGCCCCGGCAGGGGCUCCAGAGGCCGCGCCGGGCGAGCCGGGGGCCGCAGCCGGGCCCUCAGGGCCGGUGAACAGCCAGAACCUGCUCCUGCUCGGCGUCCUCGUCUUCAUGCUCGGGGUCCUCAGCGCAUUUGCGGGCGCCGUGAUCGACGGCGACACCGUGUCCCUAGUGGAACGCAAGUACUCCCACUACUGCCUGCCCCCGCGCGCGCCGGCCGCGGCCCCCGGCCCCGGGGCCGCCGCUCCGGGCCCGGCCCCCGGCGCGCCGCGCGCGCGCAGCACCCUGGACAGCGCCACGUCCGCCAAGUGCCGCCAGCUGAAGGACUACCAGCGUGGCCUGGUGCUUUCCACCGUCUUCAACUCGCUCGAGUGCCUCCUGGGCCUGCUCAGCCUCCUCCUGGUCAAGAACUACAAGUCGUCGCAGGCCCGGCGCGGCCGGCGCGGCCGGCGGAGGGGAGGCCGGGCCCUGGCGCGGCCCCGCAGCGGCCCCGGGCUCCGCGCGCAGCCGCUAGCCUCCCGGGCACGGCGCGGCCGGCGGGGCCGGCGGGGGCGGCGGCUGCAGCAGCGGCCGAGCGAGGCUUCCAUCCUGUCCCCCGAGGAAUCGGACUUCGCCGCCCCGGGGGACUGCGCGGGCUUCUCGGCGCACCACGCCGUUUCCUACAUCAACGUGGGCGGCUUCCACGCGUUCGACGAGGCGGGUGUGGAGGUGUGCUGCGGGGGGCACCCGUCGGUGGAGCUGCCGGGGUACGCCCCCUCGGACCCCGACCUCAACGCCUCCUACCCCUACUGCUGCCGGCCGCCCUGCGAGGCCGUGCGCCCCUGGGAGCCAAGCCGGGCCUGCUGAGGCCGCAGGGCGACCCCGGACGGACCGCGCCCGCGCGCGCCUCGCACCCAACCACCGCGGCGAGGAAGGACCCAGGCUGGCGGGGCGCAGAGCCAGGCCUCGCCGAGGCGUCGCAUCUUCAGGGGCGGUCUGGCCCGCCGCCUCUGAGGGCUCCCCGCCAGAGACUGGUCCUCCAGUAUUAUCAUUUCUGUGUCUGGGAGGUUUCUCUUUUUUUCUGUGUCUGUUCGUAUCCGGAUUCCAUUUUAAAGUUUACAAUAAAUGUUUUGGGGUCGGCUCGCCCCCACCGCACUUCUCUUUGGCAAGUCCGUUCCCUGGGGUCUCGCUCCGAGGUCCCCCGUGAGAGCUCACCACGCGAGGGUGGUUUCGCGGGAGGACGAGUCCUGGCGGAGGAAGGACAGAAAGACAAAGCAGCUAGUACUUCAGGAAGGAAAGAAGAGAAAAGCACCCACAGCAACACUUUGUACACGGAUGUGCCUGCUUUUGUUGAUACUUUCUUACUGUAAAGCUCUCCAUAAACAGUGAAAAUGUUUGGUAAAUUUAUUGCAAUUUAAAAUUGGUGAGUUCCUUUAUUAAAUUAAUUGCUAUGUUAUUGGAGAUAUUCAUCAAACUGGAGUUGGAGGGUGUCUGCACACAUCAGUUUGGGGGAAAUGGUUUGGUUUGGUCAGGCAGAUGCUGAGUUUGAACAGUUGUAUCCUGCUCGUUGGCUGACUUCAUCCAGCCUCCUUCUGAAGCUAACCUUCUUGUGUACCAGGUUCCAUACGUUUCUGUUCUUGGAAACUGGCCAUGGGGUCUCUACUGCAAAGCUCAGCUUAUUUCCGGUUAAUAUAUAUGAACAAUCCAAUCCUAUUUUGGCAAGUCAUAGUUUUUCUGGCAAAUUAUUUUCCUGUUUAAUUCAUUAAUCUGGUAAUUUUGAAUAUUGUAUCAUUUCAUUUAAAAUAUACCCCUUAAAUAGCUUUAAUUGAU
This is a messenger RNA of Diceros bicornis minor, 2263 nucleotides long. It is a transcript of the gene TMEM271, whose product is annotated as transmembrane protein 271. Lineage: Eukaryota; Metazoa; Chordata; Mammalia; Perissodactyla; Rhinocerotidae. The coding region runs from base 182 to 1300 and encodes 372 amino acids. The record is from RefSeq and is a predicted model, not a curated record. The transcript has a single exon.